AUGAGGUGUGCGGCGGCGGCCCCGUGUCUGGCUCUGCUUCUCGGUCUGUCCCUGGAGACCGGCGUGUUUCCCUUCGCGCACCGGAUUAUCACACACAGGACGGACACCAAGUCACCUGCCACCGGUAAUGACCAUCAAGUUGGGGACGAGUCAGGGCUUGGGGUGAAGGAGCACUUGCAGAUUGUUACACAGCACAAUAGGCUGCGCAGCCGGGUCAAACCCAUGGCAGCUAACAUGCAAAAAAUGGAGUGGAAUGAGAGGCUGGCCUUGCUUGCAAAGGAGAAGGCGGGCUCAUGCCACACAAACCCCUCCCCUCAGCACUCGCCACCGUUUGAUCACACCGGCUGGAACACACAUCUCGCUCCCUAUGGCGCCGCCUCAUUUUCUGAAGUCAUUGACUCCUGGUUUGAGGAGGGACAAGAUUAUCUCUACUUGAGUGGGAAAUGUAGAGAGAACGCCACCUGUCAGCACUACACACAGCUGGUCUGGGCCACUUCCAGUCAUGUUGGCUGUGCCAGCCACCUGUGUCUGAGAGACGGAGACCUCUGGGAGCUUUUCGUCUGUGCGUAUGCCCCUGGGGGUAAUUGGGAGGUGAACGGUCAUCUGGUGGUGCCCUAUAAGACAGGGCUGUACUGCUCCCUCUGCACCUCCUCCAUGUCUGGCUGCUUUAAACUGUGGGACCACGUAGGAGGGUUGUGUGAGACCCCAAGGAACCCAUGCCGUAUGAGCUGUGGUCAGCAUGGCCAUCUUAAUGUCUCAACCUGCAAGUGUCAGUGUGACCAAGGGUUCACCGGCCGCUUCUGCCAGGUACGGUGCAGCGUGCAGUGUGUGCACGGUCGAUACAAAGAAGAGGAGUGCUCGUGCCAGUGUGAUGUUGGCUAUGGGGGUGCUGAGUGCGCAGAGAAGCUGAGGUUUCCCUUCCACAGCUGUGAUGUCUGGAUAGACGGCGAGUGCUUCAUGGUGUCUUCAGAGGCUGACACCUACUAUGGAGCCAAGAGUCGCUGCCAGGAGAGAGGGGGUAUUCUCGCUCAGAUCCACAACCAGAAGGUUCAGGACAUUCUGGCCUUUUUCCUUAGCCACCUGGAGACGAACAAUGAGGUCACCAACUCUGACUUUGAGACACGCAACUUCUGGAUCGGUCUAACAUAUAAACCUCCAAAGGAUUCAUUUCGCUGGGACACAGGAGAGAUCCCAGCCUUCAGCAGCUUCGCCUUUGGACAGCCUGACAACCACGGCUUUGGGAACUGUGUAGAGCUGCAGGCAUCGAGUGCCUUUAACUGGAACGACCAGCGCUGUAAAACACGAAACCGAUACAUCUGCCAGUAUGCUUCAGAGCACAUUGCCCUGUGGGAGGCUGGCUGGUGAGGAGCUGCAGCACUGAAUGGAUUUUUCAAUGGAGUGAAACCAGGCAUAUUUGUAAUGCAUUGGUUGGGACACCGCCCACUUCGAUCACCAAUCCCUGUACUACUGCACGUUCUUAAAUUGUCAUGCAUUGUACUUUGAUCAUUAUAUUUAGAUGUAUGUCCAGGUUUGAAUUUAGAGUGCCAAGACUUUAUUGUUAAUGGUUUGUGAGCAUGUUAAUUAGAUAAUGCAUUGCUUCAUACAUUUCUGCUAAAAUGAAAAGAAAGCCAAUCAUGAACAGCAUUCAAUUCAAUUCUGUCCACACCCAGUUGGUGUUUAAUCCCAGCAAAAAUCGUAGUACCUCUUUAACAAGAAAAUGUUUUGAGUCCAGCUCACCAUGGCCAAACAAAUCCUUACAAAAACAUUUUCAAGCUCUCAACAACUUUUAUUAUUACCAGUAAUAUGCAAAACAGUUUCUCCAUCAAGCUGAGUUAAUUGUUGUUCCAGGAUUUUACUGUAAGCCAGUUUAUAAAUUGUAAGGAGUAUUACAGCCAGCCCAGCAGUUUACUUCAUAAUUCAAAUGAAUUUUGGCAUGACCACUAUCCUAUACAGGGUACAUUACUGAUGUUGUUGUAUCGAAAUUCUCUUUUUCCCAUUGUCCAAAGAGCAGGGUCAGAGUGCAGGGUCAGGCCAGCUGGAAGGGAUCCAGUAUGUUGCUCAGGGACACAACACAGCUUUGUCAAAAUUUGUGUUGAACCCAGGUUAUCUGGUUGUGAGCCAUUCUCUCAAACCACUUGGGUCCCCUGCAACUACCUGACAGGUUCACUGUACUGAUACCUUCCAAGACAGCGAACUGUGGUUUUGGAUCAAAAUAAUAUAUGGACUUGAAUUUCAGAUAUCACUUUGCCCUCUCCCAAAUAGCACAUUGUUUUCUGCCAGUUUUGUCAUUGACUGAUAUGGGGAAAGUCAUUUGUGCCUUUACUUCUUCACAUCUCCUGCAAUUGUUUUUUGUGCUGGCAAUAAAUGUCUCUUUCACGUCCCCGCUUGUUAAAGAUGCAGCAGCUAGAAUUUCAGCCGGUCCUAACAGGCGAAAUCACAUCACUCCAAUUCUGGCGUCUCUAUGCUGAUUACUAGUGAGGUCUAGAAUUGAUUUUAAGAUUUUUUGAUCACCUUUAAAAUACAGUUAAGUGCGUCCCACGGCUAUAUUGCAGAUAUGUUGAUCUCCUGUGAGUCAGUGUGCAGCCUCAGAUCCAGGGAGGCAGGAUCACACUGACCGUUUCAAAAUCCAGGCUUUAGACUUUGGAUGACCAAGAUUUUGCCAAUAGGGCCCUGAGGCUUUUGAAUAACCUGCCUGAAGAGCUCGGUCUAGCAGACUCAGUGUCAUCUUUCAAAUCACUUCUUUUUCUUCUAUUUUAUGAGGAAUUGCUUUUUGGUGAUGUCUCUAGCCUAUUAUUUAUUUCCUUUUAACUCUCACUGUUUUAUAUUUUCUUACCUUUAAUCUUGUGUUGCCUUGAAUUUACUUGUUUUAUGAUUUUGUUUAACUGAAUUUUAUUUUGAA
This is a messenger RNA of Myripristis murdjan (pinecone soldierfish), 2899 nucleotides long. RefSeq names its product C-type lectin domain family 18 member A-like. NCBI's taxonomy places the organism in Eukaryota, Metazoa, Chordata, Actinopteri, Holocentriformes, Holocentridae. The transcript is spliced from 12 exons. The record is from RefSeq and is a predicted model, not a curated record. The coding region runs from base 1 to 1365 and encodes 454 amino acids.